This is a messenger RNA of Ectocarpus siliculosus, 1383 nucleotides long. Lineage: Eukaryota; Phaeophyceae; Ectocarpales; Ectocarpaceae. The record is from the annotation of a GenBank genome assembly.
UCACACUUAGCUCAGAUCAGCGUCUAACCAGCGCUGCCUCGCCAACCCCCACGUCAUCAUGGCGUUCGUUAAGGUCCAGAAGACGAAGGCGUACUUCAAGCGGUACCAGGUGAAGUUCCGCCGCAGGCGCGAGGGCAAGACCGACUACCGGGCCCGCAAGAGGCUCAUCUGCCAGGACAAGAACAAGUACAACUCGCCCAAGUACAGGCUCGUCGUGCGCUUCACCAACAAGUUCGUGCUGGCGCAGAUCAUCUACGCCACCAUCCAGGGGGACGUGUGCAUGUGCCAGGCCUCCUCCACCGAGCUCCCCCGGUACGGCUGCAAGGUCGGGCUCAAGAACUACGCCGCGGCGUACUGCACCGGGCUCCUGGUUGCCCGCCGCCUGCUCCGUCAGCUGGGCCUCGACGAGGCAGACGACGAGAAGAAAAUGGAAAACCUCUACACCGGUCAGGGAGUUGGCGUGGAGGAGGACGGCGACGACGACGAGGACGAGGUCGACGGAAACGUGGUCAAGUCCGAGUCUAACGGACGCACGUACUACGUCGACGAGGUGGACGAGGAGAAGCGGCCGUUCAAGGCCCUCCUUGACGUCGGCAUCCGGUCUACCUCCACCGGCAACCGCGUGUUCGGCUGCAUGAAGGGCGCCGCCGACGGUGGUCUGGACGUGCCCCACAACGAGAAGCGUUUCCCCGGCUACGACCGCGACACCAAGCAGUACGAUGCCGAGCUGCACCGCGACCGCAUCUACGGCGCUCACGUGGCGGAGUACAUGGAGUACCUGACGGAGGAAGACGAGGCCAAGUACAAGGAGCACUUCGCGUCGUACAUCGAGAACGAGCUCACGUUCGAAGACGUCGAGGACAUGUACAAGGAGACCCACAAGGCCAUCCGCGAGGACCCCUCCCCGGCGGCGAAGACGGCCUACACGCCGGACAAGUCCUUCAAGAACGCGGUCAAGCUCACCUACGCCCAGCGCAAGGAGAGGGUCGCCGCCAAGAAGGAAGAGAUCCGCGCGGCCCGCGCUGCGGAGGACGAGUAGACGAUAUACGCCCGCCGCCGCCGUCUGUCUCUUCGGGCCAUACCUUUCCGCGCCCCUAUCAUGUGGUCGGUUGCAGUAGCACCUCGUCGGUCGUGUUUCUUUUUUGGUGCGCGUUCGUGUGGGCCGCCUGUGGCUGUUCGCCGGGGGGGGGGCGUGACUUGCCGUUGUCCUGUGGUGGGACCUCGGCCUGUGCUGCUUAUGGCGGCGAAAGAAUUGUGGGGAUGGUUCAUGGGGAUGUUGUGUUGUCGUUGUCCCAGGAGGACUUGACAAACGCAUCAACGGCUGAAAAUUAACGAUCUGAGCUAAAACGAAUGCGGAGUUGGUGAGCUCCAUAGUUUUUUUUU